GAGACAGUGAGGGCUGUGAGAACGGGUUAAUUGAAUUUCUAGCUUUUUCGGAGUCAGGUUAACACAACAGCCAAAAUGUCAAGCAAAAGGGCAAAGGGAAAGACCACCAAGAAGCGCCCCCAGCGCGCCACCAGCAAUGUGUUUGCCAUGUUUGACCAGUCUCAGAUCCAGGAGUUCAAGGAGGCCUUCAACAUGAUUGACCAGAACCGUGAUGGGUUUGUCGACAAGGAGGACCUGCACGACAUGCUGGCCUCACUGGGAAAGAACCCUACUGAUGAAUACCUGGAGGCUAUGAUGACUGAGGCACCUGGGCCCAUCAACUUCACAAUGUUCCUCACCAUGUUUGGAGAGAAGCUCAAUGGCACAGACCCUGAGGAUGUUAUCCGAAAUGCUUUUGCCUGCUUCGACGAAGAGGGAACAGGAGUCAUCCAGGAGGAAUACCUCAGAGAGCUGCUGACAACGAUGGGCGACCGCUUCACGGACGAGGAGGUGGAUGAGCUCUUCAGGGAGGCGCCCAUCGACAAAAAGAGCAACUUCAACUAUGUUGAGUUCACGCGCAUCCUUAAACACGGAGCCAAGGACAAGGACGAUUAAGCCCUCAGCCGAGCCAGUUGUUAUAAUGGUUUCUCACCCCCUCAACCCUUUUUCCCACAGCUAGACCAUCUUGCCGCAUGUCUCGGCUCUAUAAACCCCUUUGUUCAGCAAGGCGAAGCAACGGCUAUCAACCAUGCCAUGAGCCCCCAUUUCAGUACUGCCAGAUUUGCACAUCUGUUUGAGAUAGCUGGUGACUGUGAAUUUGCAAAACAGUGUACAAAAUACAACUUUGGAAGCAAGCGCCUAUGCUACUCAUGACCUGGUCUAGCUGAAUUUUUACAUUUUAUAAUAAAUAGAAACUUUUUAAAUACACUGAACUUGUAUAUGGGUCUGUUCUUUGCCCUGUAAAACCAUGACUUGAUUGUUAAAAUAAACCUUACACCUAUUCUG
Molecule: messenger RNA, 984 nt
Organism: Esox lucius (northern pike)
Lineage: Eukaryota; Metazoa; Chordata; Actinopteri; Esociformes; Esocidae
Gene: myl12.1
Product: myosin, light chain 12, genome duplicate 1
Cellular component (GO): cytoplasm
Molecular function (GO): calcium ion binding
Source: RefSeq, marked provisional